GUCAACAAGAAUGCAGACCCAACCAUUGCUAGGCAACGAAGUUCAAAAUGGCCGCUGAUGGCGGGAACAGGUCUAGCGGUGCUUGAAGAAAAAUCACUAAGUCUUGGAAAUAGGAGCAAAGAUAAUCCCUUUGUAAACUUUUAAAAUGGGCGACGCUGCUUCAACGAAGGAAGACUACCUUAAAGUCUGUGCCGAACUGGAGAAAGAGCCUGAUACGGGAAUCUUAGCUGUUUUGAAUUCUGCAGUAGAUGACAGUUUUCUGGAUCCGAUCAUUGAGUUUGACUUGUUCCUACAUGGUAACAAACGGAAUGAGCGCAAUGAAAUGUACAGAAGACGACUUACUGACGAGGAUGCAUCCAUAUUGUAUAAAACAUUAAGAAGCAACACUUUUGUAAUUGGACUUGAUUUAGGAUAUAACUGCAUUGGAGAUGAUGGUGCCAAUUUGAUAAGUCAACUUCUCCAGGAGACAGUUUGUCUUCAGUGGCUAGUGUUGAGUUACAAUGACAUAGGACCUGCUGGAGGUGAGGCAAUUGCAAAAGGAUUGCAGGUCAAUGAAACCCUCGGUAAACUGAGAUUAAAUGGCAACAAAAUAAAAAACAAAGGUGGAAUGGCCAUUGCAGGAGCUCUGCAAGUAAACACAAUGCUAGAGGAACUUGAUCUUGGUGAAACUGACCAGGAGAUAGAAAGCAUAAUAGCCAUGACCACUGUACUGAACUUGAACAACACGUUAAAAUCUGUGAAUUUGAACAGACCUGUACUCUUUACCCGUCAGGAGGAAACUACAGUUCAUGUGGCCAAAAUGCUGAAAGUGAAUGUUAGACUACGAGAAAUCCACCUAACACAUUAUGACAUGAGAGACUUUGGUGCUGAGAGAUUGAAGGAAAACCUCACGGAUAACUUAACACUGACACACCUGGAUUUAAGAAGCAACAACAUCACAAGAGAUGGUGCCAAACAUCUGGCUAUCCUUCUGAAGAGCAACACUCCUCUUGAAGUACUGAACUUGGCAUACAACAGAAUUGAAGAUGAUGGGGCCAUUGCUCUGGCUGAUGCAUUAGCUGCUUACAACACCAACCUUACCACGUUGGUGAUUUGUAGCAAUAACAUAGCUGGUGAUGGAUUAUGUGCAGUGGCCAAAGCAAUGAGAAGCAAUGGUGCACUUCAUGCUGUUUACAUAUGGGGAAAUAAACUAGAAGAACCAGCAUGCAGGGCUUUUCAGGAUUUGUUGGACGGCCCUGUUCCUCGUCUUGACCCAAGCAAUACAGAUGUCGAGCCUUACAUAGUAGAUGGUGUGGUAUAUUUAGCAAGACUGUCAAGCCCAUUUUAGUAAAACUUAAGGAUGAACAGACUGAAAAGUUAUCAUAACUACAUAGACUGGUAUGUAUCAAGUGGACUUUACCUCAUCAACAUCUGUUGCAAAUUGUGUUAUUUUCAAGUUCUUAGGAACUGUUGUUUACUUGUUAAGGUUUUUAUGAAUUUUCUUAAAGCGACACUUCUCAUCUAACACUGUUCCAAUGCUAUAGUGAUAAAAAUUAAUGAAGAGAUGAAAGACACAUGGUUUAUGCUGAUACUAAAUAUUUAUUGAAUAAAUGAUUAUUUUUUUUAUGCAA
Messenger RNA from Pocillopora damicornis (cauliflower coral), 1610 nucleotides. RefSeq names its product leucine-rich repeat-containing protein 34. Gene Ontology annotation, molecular function: protein binding. The record is from RefSeq and is a predicted model, not a curated record. NCBI's taxonomy places the organism in Eukaryota, Metazoa, Cnidaria, Anthozoa, Scleractinia, Pocilloporidae.